Molecule: messenger RNA, 2235 nt
Organism: Brassicogethes aeneus
Lineage: Eukaryota; Metazoa; Arthropoda; Insecta; Coleoptera; Nitidulidae
Source: the annotation of a GenBank genome assembly
UAAUCUGUGAAAAUGACGUGACAGGUGUCAGUACAUUUGUUUUUAAUUGUUUGUGUAUCAAAAUUUUAAAAUCCUCGUAACAUAAAGCACAUAAAAAUGAGUAACAAAUGCAUCCAAACAUACACCAGUCGCGAUGAAUUGAACACACCAGACAACGUGGUGCAAGAUAUUCUACAGACGUUCACAGAUUUGAGGCACUAUUCCAGGGAAAUCGAACAAGAAUUGAAAAGCACCGAAAAUGAGUCUAUUAACGUAUAUAUCAAGGAGAGUGAGAACAUUGCAAGCCUGCACAAUCAAAUAUCAGCUUGCGAUCAGAUUUUGGAGCGUAUGGAGAAUAUGCUUUUGGAUUUUCAGAAUGAUUUAGGCAGCAUAAGUACAGAGAUAUUAACGUUACAACGUAAGAGUAUUUCUAUGAGUCAGGAGUUGACCAACAGGCAAGCGAUUAGGGGACAAAUCAGCCAAUUCAUUGAUGAUAUAGCUGUACCAGAAAAUUUAAUGCUGGGCAUUAUGGAUCACACAGUAACAGAUAAAGAAUUUUUGACCCAGUUGCAAAUUUUAAACCACAAAAUUGGUUUCAUCAAAGAACAAAGCUUUAAGGAUACCAAAUCUUGUCUUGAUGUAAGAGAUAUUGUGGAAAAGUUGCGAAUUAAAGCUAUGACCAAAAUUCGUGUUUACUUAUUGGAGCAAAUAGCACGAUUUAGAAAACCCAUGACAAACUAUCAAAUACCGCAGAAUGCUUUGCUCAAAUUUAAGGGGUUGUACGAAUUUUUGUUGUCAAAUGAGAGGAACACAGCUGAGGAGGUGUGCAAUGAGUAUGUGGACACAAUGAGCAAAAUUUAUUACAGUUAUUUUAAAUCCUAUGAUGGUCGGAUAAUGAAGUUGCAGUAUGAAGAAACCACAACUAAGGAUGAUUUGAUGGGGAUUGAGGACACUGCCACCCGGGGCAUGUUCAAUAAAAGCAGUUUAAGAAAUAGAGCUACAGUUUUUACUAUUGGAAAUAGAGGUGAUGUUUUGGCUCAACAGUUGGAGGCUCCCAUAAUUGUACCACAUGCAGAGACCAAAAAUAAGUAUCCAUUUGAGUCAUUAUUUAGAAGUGUGCAAUAUGCACUAGUUGAUAAUGCUUGUCGGGAAUAUUUAUUUGCCAGCGAAUUUUUUUACGUGCAAAAUCAGGCUGCAAAAGAUUUAUUCACUCAAAUUAUGGGCAGAACUAUUACAUUAUUACAGAAAAAUUUGGAAAACUAUUUUAAUGGUUGUUAUGAUUCUGUGGCAAUAUUUUUGUGCUACCAUUUGGUUUUGAGAUACAAGAUUAUGUGCCAUAAACGAUGCGUUCCCGCUUUGGACGAUUAUUGGGAAUUUCUGGAGAAAAUUUUGCUCAGUAGGUUCCAACACAUUAUUAACUUGAAUGUGCAGAGUAUAAAGGACUUUGAUAUUUUAAAGUUUAGCAAGGAAAUGGGGCCACAUUAUAUUGCAAGAAGGUACGCGGAGUAUAGUGCCGCCCUCGUGAGCAUAAACGAGAGUUUCCCGAACGAGUUGAUCAACAAACUGCUGGCGGAACUGCAAGAGGAGGUGGAAAUGUUUAUUUUCCGCAUGGCGGGGGUUUUCGAGGAACGCAAGGAACAGCUGAUAUUUUUGAUAAACAAUUACGACAUGAUUUUGGGCAUAAUCAUGGAGCGAACGCGCGACAACUCCAAAGAGGCGGAAACUUUUAAAGCGCGCUUGUCGUCGAAAAGCGGGGAGUACGCGGAAGAAAUCCUGUACCCGUAUUUCGGCGAGAUAAUCCAGUACGUGAAGGAGUGCGAGUACUUUUUCGAGAAGGCCAUGAUCGAGGAGCUGAAAGGGAUGGAGCCGAGAGCCAAUCAGAUCGUGCAGAAUUUCUCCAAGACCUGGAAGAAGUCGCUGGAAGAGUUGAACAGGGACGUGUUGCUCUCCUUUCCCAAUCUGGUGACCGGGUCGGGUUUGCUGCAGCUGUCGCUGACGCAGCUGAUUCAGUAUUACCAUAGGUUUCACAAGCUGCUGCCCCCUUCCGUCAGAACGCAGCUGGUUAAUAUACACCUGAUUAUGGUGGAGAUGAAGAAAUACAAAACCAAUUUUUAAUUUGAGAUACACAAUUAGUACUCUGUUAAAUUACGAAAAUAAAUGUAACACUAUUUUUCUGUAUUCUUUUAUUGUGAUAUGAUAAGGUUUUUGUUAUUAUUUUGUUGAAUAUCUGUAUUUUAAGAUUAUAUUAAAUUAUUA